Molecule: messenger RNA, 3948 nt
Organism: Lagopus leucura (white-tailed ptarmigan)
Lineage: Eukaryota; Metazoa; Chordata; Aves; Galliformes; Phasianidae
Gene: MAP3K19
Product: mitogen-activated protein kinase kinase kinase 19
Exons: 11
Coding region: 1-3858 (1285 amino acids)
Biological process (GO): protein phosphorylation
Molecular function (GO): ATP binding; protein kinase activity
Source: RefSeq, a predicted model, not a curated record
AUGACCCCCGCCGCCCGCGCGCUGCGUGCGGAAUCCGUGCCUCUGCCGUGCUUCGCUGUGGAAACACGGUUUCAGGACCUUAAAACAUCUAAGGACAGUAUGUCUGAAAAGCAGAAAAUUAAGAGGAGAAGCACAGAAGGUCAUGGAGCUGUUGUUGCUCUUCCAAAUGCAGAUGAGAUAGUGAAAGAAAUCUGUGAUUCAUACAAAGUUCUAGGAAAAAGUAGCCAAAAAACACCAACAACCAGACUGUGGCCAGAUAAACAAGUGGCACAUUGUCAAAGUAAAAAGCAGUUAACAUUACAGAUGGGACAGCACACCUCUCUACCUUUCCUGCUGAAGAAAGAGAUCAUAAGGCAUGGCUUUGACUUCAGCUUUCUGCUACAGGCCUCAUGCCCAGAAUCCAACAUUCCAAAAUGCUUUAAGGAUAUGCAUCAAAGGUUUAAUAUAGCAAUACUAGAAAACAGGAUCAAGAGGUCUGAGUUCCAUUUGCCACCAGUGACAUUUCAGCCUGUAAGAACCAUUCAUCUUGCUCCUCUAGAUGAUAUUUUUGUCAAUAAGCACACCAAGAUCAGAAAUAUUUUGAGUAUUAUGAAGUCUAUUUCUCAGCCUAUAAAAUCAGCUACUAAAUUUUAUCAGUAUCAGUUAGGCAAUAUAGUAAUAAGACAAGCUGAAAAGUCUUCAGGUGUGAUUGUGGCUACUAUUUCUGAGAAGUUCGCUCCAACAGAAGGCCUGUACUGCUUCAGCAAGAAUAAAUAUUAUGAGUACCCUAACAAUAAGAAAGAAGGAAUUGAAAACAAUUUGAAAUGGACAGAAGAUGAGGCAGCUGCCAAUACUGAAAAGAAUGACCAGAAGUCCCAGUUUUCAGUGGCUUAUGAGAAUGUAGAUAUUGUGAUCCAAGACAAUCUUUGUGACUCUUGUCUUUUUUACCUGAACUCAAAUAAUGCUGUGAAAAACUGUAGAAUAUCCACAGCUCUGUGUCCUGUGUCAAAAAACACUGAUAUUUUAAGAGCUGGUGAGCAGGAAGAAAGAGAGGAGAAUUCCUGUAAAACUGAUAUAGAAGAAAACGUUACAGACAUAAUACUGCACUGUAGACCAUGUGAAGAUGCUGAGGGUGAACCCGUCAUGCUUAGUGAUUGUAAUUUAGAUUCUUUGUGUAAAAAUGAAGUGAUUGAGUCCUGCCAUGUCCUAGAAUAUAAUUCUGUAGCUGCUGUAAUUCCUGGAGAAGUGCAAGAUUGUUCUGGAAAACAAACAGAAAAUAAUAUGUGUCUUCUCAAGUUUGAAAUGGAAAAUGAAGCAAUGUCAGAAGUGACUGCAAAAGGUCAAAGUGAGCUCGUUCCUGUUGUCCAUGUUACUUUCUCUGAACAAGAACUACCUACGAAACCACGCAUUGCUAAACAUCCUGCCAAAAAAAGGAGCACUGUUCGUAGCCUGCCUCCUCACGUCAGUCAGAGCUUCAAUGUUCUUGCUCGCAAAGACAGUGACAAAAGUGAGAUAAAGUUGAAUAGAAACAAAUGUUCAUCAAAAUCUAAAAUGAGUAGCAAGACAAGGACACCUGAAGGCUUAGUUAUUUCUGAGGAGAUUUCCAUAAAACAUAAUACACAAAAGAGGAAUGCCAAGAGGCAGAUUUUUCCGUCUUUGCAACUGCCAUGUGUGGGUUCUGAGACUCUCCUGAAGUGUCAAAAAAAAAUACCUCAAGCCAACAAAUGUAAUUUUCUUCAGAGUUUUCAGAAAGUUAAAAAGCAAAGUUCUUCCUGCAGUUGCAAAAAUCUAGUUAUCUCAAAGAAACCUGUUACUCCGCUUUCUCUACAAUAUGCACAAUCUGCUUCAGAGUUUGUACAACUGAAAUACAGUGAUAUGUUCAAGAAAAUAAAUUCAAAUGACAAAGGCCCAGAUGUUUAUGAAAUGUUUGGAACUCCUGUCUAUUCCCACGUGCGCCAGCUUGAUCAUCUUGAGAACAGUUUUUACAGAGAUGUUUGUUCUGCUCCACCUGGGGGAUGCACUGGUAGCACCUGCAGUUCUACCUGCAGUAAAAGAAGAGACAGCAGCCGAAUAAGAAAUACUCAAAAGAGAACACAUUCUAAGCCAAAGAAGACCAUAUCUGUCACUAAACAAAAGCAGAAGGGCUUACAUGCAAACAACAACAGUAUUGAAUUGAGUGAUAGCAACACUGAGCAAGAUAAUGUAAUAUCUUCUGGUCCGGAUUGUCAAAUACAAACUUCAAGUAGCGUGACAUUGUUUCAUGGAGACACAGAUCAUCAGCUUAUAUUUUUAGAAGAGCUUCCAGAAUCAAUCAAGCCAAACGAAAUUCUUUCAGAUUUAAAGUUAUCAACUAUUAAAGAAGCCUCUUUGGAGCAGUCUCUAGACAGUCAGGCUCUACCCAACCAUCAGAUAGCUGCUUCCUGUAGCCAGGGUCUUCUUCAGCCCAACGAUAAAGUCUGCACAGAAUGUGCUGCUCUAUGUAACAAUUUAAUAACAGCAGACCAGAACAUCUGUGUACCCCAGUACGGAGUGGAUAUGAAUGGCUGCAAAAGCCUGGAAUCAGACCGGGCCUCCUUCAAGAUUCUAAAUCAAGGAGAAGCAUUGCCCUUUUCAGAUAGACAGGAGUGUCAAUUCCUUACAAACAAAUUAAGUCACAGUUGGUCAUUCACACCUCAGAACAGUAUUUUGGCAAAUGAACUCAUUCAGCCUUCAAUGAUUCAGACAACAAAUGUUACAAGCCCCAGUUUCCAGACAAGUCGAAACAUUUUGUCUUGGGCAGGUAAUAAGGAUGUAACCGAUGAGUUGCUUUGUUGUCUGGCUGCAGAAUUGCUAAUGCUCGAAGAUAAAGACAUCAGUUCUUCAAGAACAAAAUAUGCAGGUUCUAAAAUGCAGAAUACCUGUACUAAAGAAGAAGGAAAAAUAAUGAACAGAGAUGGAGAAAUAGUAGAUAAUGAUCUAGAGAAGAGUUACAGAAAAUCCUUUCUGGCAUCAAGUGAAGAAAGUGGACUGCUGAACUUUGAGGAAUCUACUCAAGUACCAGGAAGCAAUGUAAAUAACAAAGACACUAUCAUGUGGACAAGAGGUGAAGUCCUUGGAAAGGGAGCCUAUGGCACAGUGUACUGUGGACUGACAAACCAGGGACAGUUAAUAGCUGUAAAGCAGGUUGUUUUGGAUACGUCGGAUCGACUGACUACAGAAAAGGAGUACCAGAAGCUGCAUGAGGAAGUUGAUCUUCUGAAGACAUUGAAGCAUGUCAAUAUUGUAACUUACUUAGGAACUUGUCUGGAAGACAACAUUUUAAGUAUUUUCAUGGAGUUUGUUCCUGGUGGCUCAAUUUCCAGUAUUCUUAAUCGUUUUGGUCCGUUGCCAGAAAUUGUCCUUUGUAAAUACACAAAACAAAUUCUAGAGGGGGUUGCAUAUUUACAUGACAAUUGUGUCGUUCAUAGAGAUAUCAAGGGCAAUAAUGUUAUGCUCAUGCCAAACGGAAUAGUGAAGCUAAUUGACUUUGGCUGUGCCCGGCGUUUAGCUUGGGUCAGCCUCAGCGGCACACACAGCGAGAUGCUCAAGUCUGUGCAUGGGACUCCAUAUUGGAUGGCACCAGAAGUUAUCACUGAAUCUGGAUAUGGGAGGAAAUCAGACAUCUGGAGCGUCGGCUGCACAGUGUUUGAGAUGGCAACAGGAAAACCACCACUGGCUUCCAUGGACAGGGUAGCAGCCAUGUUCUAUAUUGGAGCUCACAGAGGACUGAUGCCUUCCCUACCUGAUCGAUUCUCUGGAACUGCAGUGGACUUUGUGCACGCAUGCUUAACCAGAGAUCAACAUGAACGCCCUUCUGCUCUGCAGCUGUUGGACCAUCCCUUUUUGAAAGGAAGACAGUGAAUCGUUCAGACCUCCUGUCAACAUCCUUGGAGUGGGUACUGAAGCUUGCCUUUAUGGAUCCACUGCCCCAGAUUCCUUAGAAGACCUGUG